UGCCACUUCACCACUAGGAUAUAUCACUGCAAUAUUAGUGCCAAUGGUUCUAUCUGUCUCGAUAUCCUCAAGGAUCAGUGGAGUCCAGCACUAACUAUAUCCAAGGUUCUGUUGUCUAUCUCAUCGUUACUCACUGAUCCCAACCCUGACGAUCCGUUUGUUCCCGAGAUUGCCCAUAUGUACAAGGGUGAUCGGAAUAAGCAUGACGCCAUUGCCAGGGAAUGGACGCAGAAAUAUGCUAUGUGAGGUUUCCGGGCGAUAUUCAGCAACAGGAAGAAUCGCUACGAUUGUCGACCUCUGGGUGCUUGAUAGAGUACCUUGCGGGAUUCUCGAUGUGAUUGUUAUUACUACAGUUGCACUCAGUGAGUGACAACCUACUGUUACAACGCAUCCUUUUGUAUAUUUCCAUAUCCACUAGCACUCUAUUGUCCUCCCAAAGGCGAUGGUUUCUCUUUGCUGUUGCGACGACCCAUACGAUUCCUCAAAGCAACCGUGUGAUGUUGGCCGUAUGUUGAGCGGCAGCAUCAGCCUUUAAUCGUCGUACUAUACUUCACUGAAAUAGAUAUACUUGACAACGCCGCCAUCACCAUCUACAGCUGC
This is a messenger RNA of Perkinsus marinus ATCC 50983, 600 nucleotides long. RefSeq names its product ubiquitin-conjugating enzyme, putative. NCBI's taxonomy places the organism in Eukaryota, Perkinsozoa, Perkinsida, Perkinsidae. The transcript has 2 exons. Gene Ontology annotation, molecular function: ubiquitin conjugating enzyme activity. The annotation marks the transcript as partial. The record is from RefSeq and is a predicted model, not a curated record. Gene Ontology annotation, cellular component: nucleus. Gene Ontology annotation, biological process: protein polyubiquitination.